Messenger RNA from Theobroma cacao (cacao), 2224 nucleotides. NCBI's taxonomy places the organism in Eukaryota, Viridiplantae, Streptophyta, Magnoliopsida, Malvales, Malvaceae. The record is from RefSeq and is a predicted model, not a curated record.
ACGUUGGAACACCAACUGCCCCUUGUGCUUUUGGUGUAUAAAAGUCAACAGCCAAUAUCUGUAGCUGAUCUCCGUGAAUUCAUUACAAUUUUGAGGACAACGCUUGCUGGAGAACGUAUAAUUUGUCAGUAUCAGUUAUGGUUGGCUCUCUGUUGCUUUAAAGUUUAACAGAUGAGUUUGGUAUGUAGAAUAAACAAGGUCGACAUAGAUUCAAUCGAGAAACGACUGAGAGAAAACGUAGAGGAUUGGUUUGGGCCAAAACCAUGGAGGAUUUUAGUGCUUUUGCUGCUUUCCAGGCAGACGAUUCAGAGCGAACACCAGAUCAGAGAGGCUCUAAACGUCCACUAACUGAAGCUCAGAGAAUAGCAAAAAAUGAGCGUGAUAGAGAACGCCGGCAAGAACAUAAGGUGGAGUUCGAGAGGCUUCAGAGUGUGGAGUUCCAGUUCAAUCAAAUUGCACCACAGUUUAAGGACUUGCGGACCCAACUCGGGAUACAGACAAACAUUAUUAGCAAAUUAAAGCAGGAGAACCAAAGGCUGAAGAAUAGGGAGUCACAUCUUAAUAAAAGAAUAGAGGAACUCGGGAAUGCUCUUCCUGGAAAGGCAGCACCUGAUAGAAACUAUCGGACGCGUAAGAAGAGUCUACUCGUCCAUGGGAAUCAAUUACAACCAGUGGCUCUAAUAGGUGGAGAGAUUAACCAAAUGGUAUGGAACACUGCGACCGUACGGCCACAGGCACAUCUUCAGCUGAUGCCAGAUUUAAGUAUCAGCGCUGCGGUCCAAACCCAAGUAAUUCCAGCAAUACCAGCGGAGAGUGUCAUUGACAAGGAAACAGUGACCAAUCAGUUCACGAUGAAUGUCCCAUUCCUGUUUGUGGCAUCCAAGACGGAGGAAGUGACUUGCAUCCGGCUGAGGGGCAAGUGCUCAGCGAGUCCCGAGGGGGAUUUGCUCCAGUACUUGUUCGAGUGGAUCCCUCACCAGACCAACCAGGAAUCUUGGGAGAAUUUGGGAUGGUCCCCAUCAGAUGUUGGCUUGAUCCAGAAUAUGGCUCUAUCCAGCCACACGAGUUCAUCAUGUGGUGCUCAACCCUGUUUUCCAAUAAAAUUGCUGCUCUGGAAUUCCGUAGGGACUCUGAAUACCUACGGUCAGAUGGUUGUGAUGGAUCUUAUCAACCGUUUCCGACCGGCCGUUUUGGUCAUUGCUGAGACCAAGUUAUCUCGUGCGAGAGCGAAAGAAAUCAUAGACACGUUUCAUUUUGAUGCUCAUCGUGUUACGCCUAACUUGGGAUUUGUGGGAGGGAUGUGGCUUUUGUGGCGGUCGGAUGUGGUGGAGGUUGAAGUUCUUUCCUUCACAGAGCAAGAAAUCCACGCUCUCAUUAAGGAACCACAAACAAAUCAAAACCCUUCCCCAUGGGAAAUCUUUAGGGACGUGAACUUUGAUUCGCUUGAAGAGGCUCAAUCAUUUCUGGUGUCAUCUCCCACUGCACAAGUCGCAAAUAGCGAGCCUGUUACUGAAGCUCAAGGGAGUGAUCCUCAAACUGGUAAUACGAAGUAUGCCGAUCAGCUUGUGGAAGAUUUCACUAAGAAACUUGAUGCCAUGGACCAAAGCAAGGUGGACUUUUCAGACUUCGAAGGCUUAAAGGAAGAACUUGAAGCAAGUGGGAUAGGCAAUUUACCUCCGUCUCUGGCUCCCAUUGAUGAGCGCAUUAAGAUGAUGUAUGGAGAUAUUACUGCAGACAGUAGACAGAGCCCCUGUAUAGUAAGGCCUUCCUACAUCCUACUCUGCUCUGUAAUCAAAGAGAUGGACGAGCUAACACUUGACCAAGUCGACGAGAAGAAAAUGUUGUUUUGGGGAGAUGCAAUUAAUAGCGGUUUGAGGAUCGGAUUGAGAGGGAGCUUCGCCAUAGAUCACUUGAAGAACAUUGCUCGUGCAUACUAUGGUUUAAAAGCCUGGAAUGAACAAGGCCAUGAUCAAAAAUACCUCGAGAGCAUACAGUGGAGAAUGUCAGAAUUACAGAUUGAACUUCGUUCUUUAGAGGAGAAACAUGCAAAGAAAUUGGAAGAGCGCGAGUCAGAGGUGCGUCGGCAGUGUAUCCAUGUAGCUGAACAAUUUUGGGGCAAGCCUCUUAGCACUUAUUUGUUUCCCCAGCUUUUCCCUGGCUGCAACUCAGCCUUUUGAUAAUUACACUGUAUUUUUAGUUAAACAAAAUUUACACAUGUUGUAAA